AUGUCAGAUCUAUUGGACAGAUUUAAAGAUUCAAGAAGGUCGGCGACUUUUCGAGAGCCCAUUUCAUCCUUGUAUCCUCGGAUAUCGGGCUUCGAUAGGGAAACAGCCACCACCAACGUUCGACGAGGCCGAGAAGCAGACACUGAGCUCUCCCCCGUAAGGCGAAACGGAGUGAGAUUUGCUGAUGCAGUUCCCGAGUUGGAACCGACCAAUUGGAGGAAGAAAUACGGCGAGUAUACCCGCAGUCCAAAACAUGAACUAGAAACAGCGCCAAGGUCCGCGAGCACUAGAGACGAAACCAGCUUUGCUGCUAGAAUGAGAAAAUACGAGGACUUGGGGAUAGCAGGAGGAGAUGGCAGUAGCAACACCACCAACAAGUACACCUCACGAAGAAGAAAUUCACCGCUGAAAUUCCAACUGAAACAGUCUCGUUCUUCUUUACUCGACUCCACAACAAGACCGCUGAAAGAAAUAGACUCCAGGCUGAGAUUAUCGUUGCUAAGAAGAGCAUCAAGCUUGAAGGAUCUGCCCGUUUCAAUUGACCGUUACCGAAUAUCAAAACCCCCGCACAAGAGUCUGCCUUCGGAUAGCAAAAACGGUCUCCUAUCCAAAAUCUUUAAUUUCUUCCAAGGAAACGAGGAUGAGGAAGAGGAUGAAAACGAGCGAGAAGCAGAAGUAGAGGGUAACAACUUGCGAAGAUACACCAGGACUGUUGCAGAUGAAGCAGAUGAUUAUGACUAUGAUGACUUUUCCCAUUCAACAAGGAAAGCUCGUACUUUGCGAUUGAAAAACCGAUACGAUGAAGAUCUUGAUGAAGUAGACGCUGCGAUUUCCCGGUCCAAGCAGUUGGAAAGAGUAGAGACGGAAAAACAGCAAUUGGAGAAGAAAUACCGAGAUUUGCAAAGAGAAUAUAAAGCUGUUGCUGACCAAGUUGAGGAUGAACGGCAAGAAAAGACAAAACUAGCUUUGGAGCACAAAAGAGUCACUCAAACUUAUGAAGCCCGAAUCGAGGAAUACAAAGCCAAGAUCAUUCGCUACGAAGAGCAAAUAACUGAGCUCGAAAAUGAGCUAUUCAACAAAAACGUGCAAUUGGACAAGUUUACUUCGCAAAGCGAGCGCAAGUUUAAGCAACAAGUAUCUCAAAUAGAAGAAGAAUACGAAACUAAAGCUCGGGCCACUAAAUUAGAACACGAGAAGGAAGUAAAUGAACUUCGGGAUUUCUUCACCAAGCAAGUUGAAGGUGCAAAACAGAGGAACCACGAGCUAGAAGCAAAACUCGAAUCCAUGGACAAACAACUCUUUGACACCGGUUUUGAACUCAAACAGUUUCAAAGAGACCUCCAGCACCUAACGGAAAAGAACAGCUCGAUCCAAUUGGAAAUUUCUUUGAGAGAACGGUUCCGACAGGCAAGGACGUCGCAACUGGACUUGAACCACUUGUAUGCGAAAUCAAGCCACAUUGAAAAUGAAAUUGCUAAAUUAGAGAAAAGAAACCACAGCAGUGGGAAGCAACAACAACUCAGUGCCAAAGAUUACCAAAAGACCCAGACAAACAUCGACAAGACAGUGUCGCAUUUGAACGAAAUGAUAGACAACCUAGAGUUUGACGGCCUUGCAGACUGCGAGGCUUAUUGCAGCAAUGUCGAUGAGUUCUUGUCGAACAAAGUCUUGGAAGUGGAAAACUUGAUUCUGAACUUGCAAUUGAGCACGCACAGAGACAACACACAAGUCAUAUUGACGGAGUAUCUCCAUUUGCAAAGGUUGCUUGAACUCUGCCUCAAAGUGCUCAACGUCAAACAACUCGUGUCAAAUUGCAAAAUCUUGAAAGAGUUUAGUAACAACCCGGCUAUUGACGUCAAGAGCAUCUACACGCAGGUCAAAGCAGAGAUUUUGUAA
Lodderomyces beijingensis is the source of this 1896-nucleotide messenger RNA. NCBI's taxonomy places the organism in Eukaryota, Fungi, Ascomycota, Pichiomycetes, Serinales, Debaryomycetaceae. The record is from the annotation of a GenBank genome assembly.